Molecule: messenger RNA, 2055 nt
Organism: Saccoglossus kowalevskii
Lineage: Eukaryota; Metazoa; Hemichordata; Enteropneusta; Harrimaniidae
Product: neuroendocrine convertase 1-like
Biological process (GO): peptide hormone processing
Cellular component (GO): neuron projection; membrane
Molecular function (GO): serine-type endopeptidase activity
Source: RefSeq, a predicted model, not a curated record
CCUGGCGAGACGUACAACACAUCAUAGUAUGGACAUCUGAGCCCGCGCCUUUAGAAGUCCCAGAAGCCAAUGAGCCAACUUUCAAAACAAACAAAAUUGGUUUGAAAGUGGAUGAAGUUUUUGGAUUUGGGCUCCUAAAUACGGACGCCAUGAUUAAACUAGGCUGAUCCGGCAACUUGGCAGACUGUCCCGGAAUGGAAAGAAUGUGUUAUCACGUCUGAAGAUGCCAAAUUUACACAAAGCCAUAUACCACGAGGCGGUGAAUUAAAAUUUGACAUCGACACUACCAAAUGCAUGGAUACGAGUUCUUCCUCGGUUAAUUACCUUGAGCAUGCGCAGUUCACAGUUACAAUUACUCACCCAAAUCGCGGUAGUUUGGCUAUUGACAUGACAUCACCACAAGGUACUGAAGCGAUGCUUCUUUCGGCGAGGAACCAGGACCGUUCCAAGGAUGGCUUCAAAGACUGGACGUUCAUGUCUGUACACACUUGGGGUGAGAAUCCAAUCGGUCUUUGGAGUAUAUAUAUCAGAGACGUGCAAACAAGUCUUGGCCGUGCAGAUAAUUCAGGUAUAUUAGUAGAGUGGAAACUGACUGUACGAGGAACCACAGAAAAACCGAACCACCAGCCCGACGGUGGACGCGUGUACGGAGCUGAUUACAACAGCGUUAAAGACGAUAGAGGGGCGUCAGUAGAAGAAUCGGAACCGGAACCAGAAUUGACUGGAAAUCUUAACAACGGUAUCAUGGGUAUUUACAACACUGCACAGCAGUCCGAUUCAUAUAUCGACGACUUUAGCCACGACAAUGACGACGAUUCUCUGGAAAACGAAGUAUAUCAAACAGACGAUCCGGACAACCUUAAUAUCUUUGAAACCUAUCAACUCUUACAAAACUUAAAAGUGGAAGCCGCCAUGAAAGAGUUCGAAAAAGCGGAAAUGUUGCAAUAUCUUCUGAAAAAAGGAAGAGAUUCAUAAAUUGUCUUCUACGAAUUUAAAGAGAAAAAAACAACAAAAAUCAUUCGGAAUGGUUACGUUUAAAACUGCCUUAUAUAUUAAUUUAUUUAACUAUAAUUUUGGAUGUCCUGACUAUUUAAAAUCCCUAACACAUUUGCGAGAGAGUACAGAAAAUGGCCGAAUUUUUGUUUACCGAAUUCUCUGAAAUAUUGUUUCGGCGGUUGCCCGGCAACUUCACGAAUAGCCCAAUCUGAUAAGUUAUUUACAUGCUUGCCUUGUAUUCCACUUCAAUACACCUUGCAUGCAUUUUAGACUCGUUUUCAUCUUUCUGGGAAUGCUAUGUUAGCACGAGAGUUGUGGUGGUUGCGGGUGGUCUGGAGUAAGAUGGGGUGCCGAGACCGUGACAGAGAUGUGUGUGUGUGUGGGGGGGGGGGGUAUCCAUGCCUCAGAACUGGGUUAUUGUGGACAUGAAUUGAUCAUCCAGAAUUAGUGGAAACAUGGGAUUCUGAUUAAAAUAAUGAUAGUUGCAUUUUUUUUUCUUUGCGGUUUGUAAAAAGGUACUAAGUGCAUUUCUGUGUGAUUUCACACGUGGUAAUGAUUAUUUCACUACCUCAUUCUCAUUUACAAAGGACCCCGGUGUUUCCCCCCUCCCCCGGAUAAAACUGACUCGGAUUGAAAGAAAUAACCACAGCCCAGAAAAGUGCGGUAUGGCAGGCGCUGCGUACCGCAUCUGCAUGUUUGCAACCGCUGGCGCGGUGCGCGGCUGGCCUUCCCAGACUAGUAUAAAAACUGUUUUGCUUCGUCUUUAAUUUGACUGUUUAAUAUAGACCCCCGCAUCCCCGCCCGCCUCAUACAUACAAACAUGUAGUCAGUAUCUGAAAUAUGUGAGAGAACGGUAACAUUUCUGCUGUUAUAUCUACUUUCAUAAGAAUAUUUACACUUGUGAGAAUAGGUGAAUUGAUUUUUCAAAACAUACUCCACAACAAAAAUGUACAGUGUAUAUACACACACAGAGGGUAUAUAAUUUAUUGAUGUUGCUGAUGUUGUAAAUGUGUAUGAUAAAUGGACCUGGAAUAAAAUCGUAAUGAAGAAGGAAGUAAA